AUGUCUGCAAGAAUUAGGAUGGUUCUUGUUAUUAUGAGUCUUCUACAUCUUUUGUUCUCAAUAACUCUGGUUCGUUCGGAUCAAGCUACACUGCCUUUCACAUCUUUCAAGAUAAUUGGGAAUGUAACAUAUGAUUGCAUAGAUAUUUAUAAGCAACCAGGACUUGAUCACCCACUUCUCAAAAACCAUACAAUCCAGAUGAAACCAUCAUUUUCAAAAAAAUAUGAAAGGAAGAAUCAACCAGACAACAGCAAAGCAUAUAAGGAAAAAAUAAAAUGUCCAUAUGGAACUGUUCCAAUAAUGAGAAAUACAAAAGAAUUUAUCAUCAACGCUGAACUUUUAUCUGAAAAAUAUUUCCAUCCGCUAUCAGGUGAUAGCCCUGGAACACAUAUUGCUGGAGUUAAGCAACACGGUGGUCCAUAUCAUGGUAUAACAGCUUGGCAUGAUGGUUAUAACCUAGACAUCAAACAAGAUCAAGCCUCAUAUAGUCAAAUGUAUCUAGGCAGUGGAUACUAUGGUGAAGUCAAUUUCAUCUCAGUGGGGAUGAUGAUAAAUCCAAGCAUUUUUGGUGACGGACGUCUUUGGUCAUAUGGAUAUUGGAAGGGUAAAAACGAAAAAGGAUGUUACAAUAUGGCGUGUCCAGGAUUUGUUCAAGUAUCAAGUAUGGUUCCCAUGGUACAACCCUUUAAGUUUAAACCUGGGGAUAAGGAAGUGUUGCAGUGGUCUAUCACUAAGGAUCAACAAACUGGAAACUGGUGGAUUAUACAAAAUAAACCUAAUGCAUUUAUCGGAUAUUGGCCAAAAGAGUUGUUUCACCUUAUGGAUGAUGGUGCAAAUAUGGUCGGAGUUGGAGGGGUAGUUCAGGCUUCGCCUUCUGGUUUAAGUCCUCCAAUGGGUAAUGGAAAAUUCCCGGCACACGGUCCUUUGAGAGCAGCAUUGUUUUCAAAUGUUGAUGUCUUGAAUUCCAAGUAUGAGAAACGUAGAAUCAAUACUCUUCCUGUAGAGGAGUUGCUAGAUAGUAAAUGUUAUGGGCUAAGAGUUGGUAAGAGAGUCAAAUUUUGGACUACUCCACUCGGAUUCUUUUUCAAUUAUGGUGGUCCAGGAGGAAUUUCUUGUGGAGUUUGA
This is a messenger RNA of Camelina sativa (false flax), 1125 nucleotides long. Its product is annotated as transmembrane protein, putative (DUF239). Lineage: Eukaryota; Viridiplantae; Streptophyta; Magnoliopsida; Brassicales; Brassicaceae. The record is from RefSeq and is a predicted model, not a curated record.